Parasteatoda tepidariorum (common house spider) is the source of this 5839-nucleotide messenger RNA. RefSeq lists its product as uncharacterized. Gene Ontology annotation, biological process: regulation of transcription by RNA polymerase II. The record is from RefSeq and is a predicted model, not a curated record. Gene Ontology annotation, molecular function: RNA polymerase II cis-regulatory region sequence-specific DNA binding; DNA-binding transcription factor activity, RNA polymerase II-specific. Lineage: Eukaryota; Metazoa; Arthropoda; Arachnida; Araneae; Theridiidae.
GGUGCGUGCUUUCCGCUACAACGAGUCGACACUCUUUGCUCCUCUGCGCGCUCACGGUCGCUUUCUGGUCGACACAGUCGAUUUGACGAUAAGAAAUUUCUUUCCGGACAAUAAUGGUAGCAUCGGUCUGGAAAGGUGCCUCCUCCUUCCAAAGAAAACAUUAUAUAAGUCUUAUAAUUUGUUUUUAAUGUCGAAUAGAUACUGCAAGGUGGUAUUUAAAAUAUGGAAUGACCACAAACACUCAUGUUAUCAGACUCUGCUUUAUGCCUAAAGGCACCCAGAGCAUACGGUUUGGACCACUCUGAAGGAAAUACCAAGUUCAACUAAAUAGUUUUAUUAGGCUUGGAUAGUUGUAAUUAACCACGUCUGGCUUUAUAAUAUACUUUAAAACAAUAAAGAGGGAUUUGAGGAUUGCAAAUUUAUGUUUUAUUUUAUCACCGGCAUUGAACAGACCAUCUGUAUCAGAGCAGAUUCAUUUAAAUGGAAAAUGUUACUGUUAAAGGGUCCCGAAAUCUCACUGUCAUGGCUUUGCAACUUUUUGUGAUAGGUUUAUGGUUCCUUAUGACUUCGGAAGGCUAUCUCCUUCUUUUCCCACAUAUGUGCCUGUUCUUAGGUUGCCACCUACUUGCAUUAUGAACCCUGAAAAAACUGAACUUUCUACAACAGCACAAUUGGAGCCAGUAGACUUGACAGUGAACAAGAGUAGAUGUUCUUUGUCACCAGCAUCCUUGCCAGCCAGUUUACCUGCAUCACCCACAGUCCCAUCCUCUCCAUCCUCCACGGGUGAUAGCUCAUCAUGUAUAGAUUUACGGCUCAACAAAGAUUUUAAUUCAGAUGAAGAAAUAAUAGAUCCUGUUUCUACUUCUGAAUCUUCACUUUUAUCACUUCAGAGGAUAAAAGAAGCAUCUAUUGCCAUGUUUCAAAUGAAAGAACAGCCCAGUUUUUUGAAUAACUUAUUAAAGAGAGGUUUAAUCGAUCAGAAUGAAGGAAGGUUUUUCACGAAUUCAAUAAUGAGCAAUGGCAAGGUUUUAACAGAGAGCAUAGGUCUGCCUAGUAACAUGGUGAAAGAAGGAAUGGACAUUUAUUCAGAAAACUUACGACGAAGAAAAACGCAUAAAUGCGAUUUCAAAGGGUGUGAAAAAGUCUACACAAAGAGUUCACAUCUUAAGGCUCACAAACGCACUCACACAGGUGAAAAGCCAUAUUCCUGUACUUGGGAUGGCUGUCCUUGGAAAUUUGCCCGAUCUGACGAACUUACUCGACACUACAGGAAACAUACAGGUCAGAGACCGUUUAAAUGCAAACUGUGCACUCGAAGUUUUUCCAGAUCCGAUCAUUUAUCUCUGCAUAUGAAGAGGCAUUAGUUCAUCUUUCAUAUAAAACCUUAAAUUGAAUAUCUUUGAUACAUAAAGAAUAGAUUUGUUUCCCGAAGGAAGUACAAAGUCAUUUUUAACCACCAUUCCACUUCAAAGAUUUGUUAUUUUACCUAUUUGACGAGCUCUGUUUUAACAGAGUGAUUGACUUAUGUAUUUUUUCUAUUGAUUUGCAGGACAGUGCUACUGUUUUCUGCUUUUAAAGGGCCUUCUUUAAAAAACUCAACACCUAUCCAUUGUUCUUUUACAUUUCUUAAACGUUCUUAGGAUGAGAUUUAAAUUUUAUUAAUUUCAUUAUGUGUUAUGUUUUAACAUUUUAGUCAAUUAUUUUAAAAUUUUUAUAGAUUUGUCAUUAAAUGAUUCUCUACUAUAUAGUCUUUUUUUUUUAAUGUAAUUUUAAAAAAUAAAUUAAUUUAAUAACAAAAAUAUAAGAUUUCUACUUUUAAUCAGAUUUGUUUUAACUAUUUUUAAUAAAUGAACUAAAACCAUACAUAAUUUUGAAAUAUGAUUUAAAUAAUGUAAAAGAACAUUUUAAACAUAAAGAUUUUUACACAAUAACUUUAUGUAAUAGAAUUACAAAUGUCCAUGAAUAAAAUCAGGCCAGUAUUGUUAUUUAUAAAGCAAAUAUAUACAAUGUGAUUAUAUUAUGAAACUAGAUUUUUGUAUGUCCUUAGUUAUAUGUUUAUUUGACGAAGUACUUUUUGUGUACUGAAAUUUAAAAAUUAUACAAUUGUGUAUACCUGUAUGAGGCAAACUGAAACUUUGCCUUUGUACCGUGUACUGACUUGACGAGAGAUUUUCUCAUAUUUUUUUUUUUGUUUCGCUUCCUUUUGCUUAGAUUUAAUUUAUAAAUAUAAUCUGGAAGUUUCUAAACUCGACAAUAAUUCUUAAUCAGGAACUUAUUCCUGGUAAAAGAAUAGGCUGAUUUUGUGAUAAAGAAUUUUUAUUUUGUGAUUAUUGUGAAGAAAAAAAAUUGAUAUUUUUCAAUGUAUAUUUGCUGUAAAGGAAUGAAGUUUUUUAUAAUAUAAAAAAUAUUUAUGUGUUAAUAUAUUAUAUUUUUGUUUAAAACUAUAUGAAGAAAUACUUAACAUAUUUUAUCAUGUUAGGUUGUAAAACAUUUAUUUAGAAUUAUGUUUUAGUUAUUGUGAAAUGGUAUGCCAAUAAUCUUCGAACAAACAUCAUCUGUUUGAUUACAGAUUUUUAUUGUCAUUAUAGUAUUUCGAGAAAAAAGUAAUUUAGUUUAAGUAAUUAGACUGUUUAUGAAUAACUAUAGCACUGAAGACAUGGUCUCAAUUUUAAUUUCCAUACUAUUUUUCUAAGAACAAUUAUUGUGAAGCUUUGAAGUUUAUUGUUGAAUUUUAAUCCUGUUAAUAUUAUCUUGUUUUGUGAAUAAAGCAAACAUUUAUAGGAAUGUGAUUUUAUCAAACAGUAUUAUCAUCACAAAAAGUUAUUUGGUCUAUUGCUCAAAACAAAAUUUCUUACUGUUAAAUCACAUGAUGAUUCCCCGUAUUUUGUGAACAUUAUACCAGUAACGUACUUUCAAAAUUGCAGUUUAAAGUGUACAAUUAGCUGACAAUUUAUGUCCUAUUAGUGUAAGUAUUAAGAUAAUUAUAGUAUUAAAUUUGAUCAAAAUUUGUGAAGCAUAGUCAGUAUAUCAUUCGAUUUUGUAAGUUUUAUUUUUAUGGAAUGAAUGUCAAAAUGUUUUUUAAAUACAGUUAAAUAUGAGAAUAAUAAUAACUAGCGUGGAAAAAAUUUAAAAUUAUUAAUAAUUUAUUUAAAUUAUACUUUAGAAACUUAUAAAUUUUAUAAUAUGUCAUCACUAUGAAAUGGUAUUUUGAAUCCUCUUUACCAAUUUAAUUUUAUAACUCAAUGAAAAAAUUUUUAAAGGUUUAAUUUGGUCUAUUUUUUAAUUAUAUUGAUUUAAAAUUUAUUAUUUUUUUGUAUGUGAUAGGUCAAGGAAUAAAUAUGGCUAAGUUAUUUUUUUUUUGUUGUAGACUUUAUGUAUAAAUUAGUCAGUUUUAAAAAAAAUUAUAGAAAAUUUAAACUUUUUCAAAAGCUUCUUGAGAAAUAAUUGGUUAACAAAAUGAUCAAAGAAAUAAAAAGUUAAUCUGAUUUCCCCUAACAGUUUUUACUGGAAUUAUGUGAAUAUUGCUCAUACUAUUUGAGAGAAUAAAUAUCUUGCACGUUAAACGAUAUUGUGAAUUGUAUAUUAUGUAACUUAUAUUCAAUUUAACCAGAGCUCAAACUUAAUUGUUAUUAAAUAUAGGAAUAUUGGGAAUCAAGAAAUUUUCUUCCUUUCUUUAAAGAAUCUGGUGCUGUGCCAAUUAAUGAAUAGGGAAAUGUUAUAUUUUAUAUUUAUAAAGGUUAUAAGUAUAAAUCAAUCUGGAUUUUUAAAAAAAGGAUUUUGCAUUAUGAAUAGUUUAAAAGCUCUUUGAAUAGCAUAUUUUAAUCAUUAAUAGUAAUUAAAUAACUUGAACGACAGAAAGAAAAUUUGUUUAUUGAAAACUUUGCUCACAUAUUUAUCUAUAAUUAUGUGAACAAAGUUUUUUUUUUUUAAGAAUUUUGUAAAUAUCCGAUUCUAUGCAGUAUAAUGUAUAGCAAUUUUAUAUGAAAUCAUAUUUCGGGUUAAAAUAUAUAUAACUCACACUCAAUUUGAACAAUGCUCAAACUUGUUAUGAAAGAAUAAUAGUAAUAAAAUUUUUUUUUUCUUAUCGUUCAUGAAUACAUUUACGUGACAGGAUAAUUUUUAUUUUAUACAGAAAUUUUUAAUUUACUUUCAGAGUUUUAAAAAAAACCACUUUUUUUUUUGCUUUAAAUCUGAACCUGUCAUGAAUUUUAAGUUCAAUGUAGCAUAACAUUAAGUAGAGUAUUAUAUAAGAGACUGUAAUAAUAGCUGGACUAUCAUCUAAAUGCUUUAUUUAAUAUUAUUGUAGUUAUAAAUUGCUUAAAUGAAUUAAGUUCUUUUUAUUUCAUCCCAAUUUUGAUUUUUUGAAUCAUAAAAUAUGUUUUGAUUCAGAAGGCUAUAAUUUAUGGUGAGUAGGGAUGAAAUGAAUCAUGCUCUUUAUCAGUGUUUCUCAACCCAAUUUACUAAAACGACCCAGUUUGUUUCAUCUCUACAAUGUACAAUCUAGCUUUCUACAGUCUGAAUAUUUUGAGCCUAUAUCUAUUUAAAUAUAUAAAAUUUAUUUUAAUACUAAUGCAGAUAUUAAUCCUCUGAUCGUCAGUUGAGAAACACUAUCCUAAAUUACAUAAUGUUAGUCAUAAACCUAGAAUUCACAUUUUAAAUGCCUACAAGAAAAAACGAUCUUACAAGAAAAAUUCUAUUUUAAUCCAUGGUGAAUUUCUGUUGUAUCUGUUACAUAUAUAUAUUAAACUAGGGAGGGAAUUGUGAAUUCAUCUGCAUACAUAAUAAAAUUUGAUCGAAGUAAAAAUAAAAAUUUUGUUUUAUACGUGAGAUACCUAUUUUGCUUUGGGACAUGAUUUUAAGUGGCCAUAAUACAAGGGGAUUUAAGUGUUAAGAAUUCUACAUUCAGAAUAUUUUAAUCAAAUAAGACAUUAUUAUGUAUUCAAAAGUAAAAAGCAUUCCUGUAACAGCCCAUUGUGGGCCAGGGGGGAAUGGAGGAUAAGGCUCCACAAAUUCGCAUUCACAGUAUAAUAAUAGUAUAGUAGUAAUAUUACUGAUAAUCAUUCCAAAAUAUGAACAAGAUUCUGGGAUUAAAGAUAUUCUAACUUAUAAAGAUUUUUUUUUAAACAAGUCAAUUUCUUUAUAUGAAUCUCAAACCAAUUUGGAGCAAAAGAAAGAAAAUCAAACUGUUUCUAGAAUCAUAUGUUAAAUUACCUAAUUGAAGUGUAAUAUUUUCUCAAAAGCUUGAACUUAAUAAUCUUUGUAUUUUAAGCAUUUUUGAUAGCUCAAUGAGAAUGUGCAGACAUCGAUUGCAGAAUUCCCCCUUUUCCACAAAAAAAGAGUUACUUUUGCUUCAGGAUAUAUUUAUCUCCACCUUUCUGCAAUAAAUAAUUAUUUUUUGUAGUUUGUUUUUAUUAACUCUUUGACAUACAAAUGUUUCUAAUGCGUUUUUCAUAAUACAUUAAAGCCAGUAAUAAUAAUGAAAAGAUUUUUUGGAAAACACUUCACUUUUUUGGCCACUAAGCUUCUAAUUUUUUUAAAUAAACGUUAUAUAAUUGAAGACAUUGUAUUCAGCAAAAAAAUUAUUUCGAUGAAGACUUAAAAUAUAAAGAAUGAAACAUUUUUUUUUGCAGUAAAUGAAACUUUAAAAUUUGUAUGUCAAGGUGUUAAAUUAAAAUUGCCUCUUAUACUGAUACAUUCCUAUUACCUUUAUAUGUACAAUGUAUUCACUAAAAAUACUGUUUGACGCCUGCAUCGCAGAAGAGGUGAAUUCAAGUUGAUUGUAAAUAGAAAUCUAUUUUGUACUCGACAUAUAAAUUAUAAAUAAAAUGUUAUUGUAUGA